Molecule: messenger RNA, 795 nt
Organism: Sceloporus undulatus (fence lizard)
Lineage: Eukaryota; Metazoa; Chordata; Lepidosauria; Squamata; Phrynosomatidae
Gene: TMEM158
Product: transmembrane protein 158
Molecular function (GO): peptide binding
Source: RefSeq, a predicted model, not a curated record
AUGACCAUCGUUCCCAUUGAAUGGUGUUCUGAUCCUACUGUGAUUAGUUUCAAUCGUGAUGAAGGCUGCCCCUUCUUCCCCCUCCUCGCCUCCUCCUCCUCCUCGGCCCCCUUCCUCGGGAGGAGCCCACCUUGCAACAUCAGCGUCCAGCGGCAGAUGCUGAGCUCCCUGCUGGUCCGAUGGGGCCCCUGGGGCUUCCAGGCUCAGUGCACUGUCCUCUUCUCCACCGGAGCCGGAGGAGGGAGCGGCGGCAGUGGGGCACGGCGGGGCCGGCCCUCCUUCUCGGCCGCCUUCCCCCGGUGGGGACCCCCGCCUCUGGUGAUCGAGCCCUGGGGCUGCGGCGGGGGCUUCCAGCAGGACUUGCGCCUCUGCCUGGGCUGCACCUGGGCCGGGGGACGGCGCCUGGGGAGACUCCGGCCCCCCCUCCGCGGCCCUCUUCCCUCCCUCCCCGGAGGCCCCUGCCCCGCAGCCUCCCUGGCAGCAGCAAGGCGACGCCUCCACUUCUGCUGCCUGGAUUCAGCCUGGAGGAGCUCAAGGGGGACCCCCGGCUGGAGGAUGAACCGAAAGCCCGUCGAGUCCAGGUUGGCCUGCUUCAUGACGCUGGUCAUCAUCGUCUGGAGCGUGGCUUGCUCAUCUGGCCCCGUCCCCAUCAUCGCCGGAUUCCUCCCCAACGGCAUGGAGCCCGGCCGCGGCGGAAGGGCGGCCAGCAACGCCAACGCCAGUGCCAAGCCGGGGCUGCAGCCGCCUCCCCCGCUGGGAACCCCGCCGCCCGGGGCAGCAGGGGCGGCCAAGUGA